Pocillopora verrucosa is the source of this 1090-nucleotide messenger RNA. Its product is annotated as calumenin-A. Gene Ontology annotation, cellular component: endoplasmic reticulum. NCBI's taxonomy places the organism in Eukaryota, Metazoa, Cnidaria, Anthozoa, Scleractinia, Pocilloporidae. Gene Ontology annotation, molecular function: calcium ion binding. The record is from RefSeq and is a predicted model, not a curated record.
GCUACGUGGCUUCACACGAAGCAUACAACGUGUACUAUACUUGACAAAAUCUUGGAUCACCGAUACAAUAUAUGCCGGUUUAGUUAAACUUGUCAUAAGAUAGUACAAAGCGCUCUUUAAGUAAAGCACACGAACCUUAGUUUCACAAUGUUUCGAGUUUGGAGUUCGUAUUGUCUUGUGUUGUGUUGUGGUUGCAUUUUGUAUGCGUCCGCUUUCUCAUCGCAAAAAGAUACAAAGAAAGUUUCUAAAGAAGAUACCGAAAAGAAAGUCAACAAUACUGUCACUUUACUUCUUGAAGUCAUGGAUACGGACAAAGAUGGAAAAGUAAAUGAAGAGGAAAUGACUGCCUGGAUUAGGAAAACUUUGAGGAAAACUUACAAAGAGGAUUCUGGGCAAAUUAUGAGUGAAUUGGACACCGACAAAGAUGACAAACUUUCUUUCGAAGAACUUCUCAAAACCCAAGAAGACAUUGGAGUCGCUACAGAAGAACAAAAGCGAAAAAGAUUCAAUGUUGCAGAUGCCGACAAAGAUGGCCUCCUGAACACUGAUGAAGUCACUUCCAUGUUUCACCCAGAGGAGAGACCUCACAUGUUCGAAGUGAUUAUUGACGAAUACAUGGAAGUAGGAGACAUAAACGGUGAUGGACUUCUUUCGCUAGAGGAGUACAAAGAAAAAAUGUUCAAAGGAACUAAAGAAAAUCUGGAAGCUGCUGAUAAAUUCUACGGAGAACAAGAUAAAAACGGAGAUGGAAGUUUCGACAGGGAGGAAAUAAAAGAGUGGUUAAGGUCAAUUGGUACUUCGUCUUUGGCUAAGAGACAAGCAAAGCAAGUUCUUGAAAGGGCGGACGAUAAUAAGGAUGGUGCUAUCACUGAUAGCGAAAUUCUCAAGAAUAUCGAUCUUUUCACUUCAGUUAGAGCAGUUCUGGAAAAUGAGAAGAGAAAGGCCGAAGAGGCUGAAAAGACUGAAAAGGCUAAGGUUGAACUUUAGAAACAGCGAGAUUUUUUGUUAGUCUUUUUUCUCUUUGAUACUAAACAAGUGUAUGUCUAUGAAGUUCCUCAGACAAAAUAAAAUAAAAUAAUUAUAAAACUGA